AUGCUCUAUAUAGUAUACGAGGAAGGGCUACUAUCUAAUAACAGUAAUAUAUAUCUAGGAUCGCGAUCCUUACUCUUUAAUAAAUUCUAUAACUUAGAUAACGACGUAUACUAUAGCUUUACUAGUAUCCGUGCCCGAAUGAUCGAUAAGAUUAGAAUUAACGAGAUUAUUCGGAGAAUUGUGAAUACAGUCGGCGAUAACUAUAUUUAUAUCAGCAUUGACAUCGAUGUGCUCGAUCCCGCCUUCACACCUGCGACCGGAACCAUUGAACCUGGGGGUUGGACGACACGGGAGCUUCUCCGUAUUUUAUAUAGUCUAUCGCAAGCUGGCCUGCCUAUUAUUGGCGUGGAUGUUGUAGAGUUUGCCCCUGUGUACGACAAUAAGGCAGAGACGACGGUAAUUACGGUGACUCAGAUCAUCUAUGAGCUUCUUCAGUGGAUGGUUCAUGUUCCUGUGAAAGCAUAG
Penicillium psychrosexuale is the source of this 465-nucleotide messenger RNA. RefSeq names its product Ureohydrolase. Bases 1 to 465 code for a protein of 154 amino acids. The transcript has 2 exons. Gene Ontology annotation, molecular function: agmatinase activity; metal ion binding. The record is from RefSeq and is a predicted model, not a curated record. NCBI's taxonomy places the organism in Eukaryota, Fungi, Ascomycota, Eurotiomycetes, Eurotiales, Aspergillaceae.